This is a messenger RNA of Dreissena polymorpha, 11643 nucleotides long. RefSeq names its product TBC1 domain family member 25-like. Gene Ontology annotation, biological process: regulation of autophagosome maturation; activation of GTPase activity. Gene Ontology annotation, cellular component: autophagosome. The record is from RefSeq and is a predicted model, not a curated record. Bases 163 to 3201 code for a protein of 1012 amino acids. Lineage: Eukaryota; Metazoa; Mollusca; Bivalvia; Myida; Dreissenidae. The transcript is spliced from 5 exons. Gene Ontology annotation, molecular function: GTPase activator activity.
GCUGUGCCGAGCUAUAAACAAACACUAGUUUCGGAUUGAUUCUGUGUAGUUCCUUGAUUCAUAAUUAAUUUGACGUUUAAUAAUUUGUUUUCAAUAAAAAUGCCCUUUUUAGUGACGUAGUACGUUAUAUCGUGGCUUAAAACUGUUUAAUAUUAAUAAAACAUGUCUGGAUUCUACGGAAUUGAUUCCAGUCGCGAAGUGAUCCGGGUUUCUGUAAAGAAAUAUGAGGGCAAGAUGCAGCCUGAACAGAAGAAGUUCUCCAUUGACCCCCAGAUCACGUCCUUCGAGAUGCUACAGAACCUGCUGGCCAAGGCCUUUGACAUCAAGAAUGACUUCACCAUAAGCUACCUGUCCCAGGACGGUUCCCAGGACGUGUAUCUCAGCAUGCUGUCAGACUGGGACAUGGAUGCCGCCUUUCAGAACGCCUCCGACCCUUGCCUCAAACUGAAAGUGGACCUGAAACCCUUCGAUGAAGCCUUAGAAGACUGGGACAUCAUAGCUCCAGUAGAGAUUCCACAAUACAGACUGGGCUUUCUCAAUAAGGGGACAUUACUCGGCAACAUCACUGGGCACAUUGCUUCAGGUGUAGAGAAAACUAGGUCACAGAUGCAGAAGGUGAUGGCAGGAAUGAAGUCCCAGGAGGAGCAACUGAUCAAGCCCAUCAAGCCUCCGAUGUCUGAUCUAGAAUUCCGUAACUACAUGGACUCAGAUGGUCAUAUGAUUAAACCGGAAGAAUUCCGUCUCAGCAUUUACCAGGGUGGCGUUGAAAAUGUCCUGCGUCGAGUCGUGUGGCGCCACCUUUUGAACAUUUUCCCGAGCACUCUGUCAGGACGUGAACGAUUUACCUACAUGAAGAGGAAAGAGGGCGAGUAUUUUGAGCUGAGAGACCACUGGCAAAAAUUGAUCCGGGCGGGACAGGUUUCUGAAGAUAUAAGACACGUGGCUUCACUAGUCAAGAAGGACGUUCUGAGAACGGAUCGGGCACAUAAGUAUUACGCAGGAGGGGAUGAAAGUAAAAACCUCCAAGCUUUGUAUAAUUUGCUUGUGACCUAUGCUCUGACACACCCAGAAAUCUCUUAUUGCCAGGGAAUGAGCGAUAUUGCGUCACCGCUUCUUGUAGUCCAGAAGGAAGAAGCACAAGCUUAUCUCUGCUUUUGUGGUCUAAUGAAACGUCUAAGAUCUAAUUUCAUGUAUGACGGAGAGGCUAUCACAACCAAGCUCCAACACUUGUCCUUACUUGUGCAGUUUUACGACCCUGUAUUUCAUUCAUACCUGAGAUCGCACGGGGCCGAAGACCUCUUCUUCUGUUAUCGAUGGCUGCUGUUGGAAAUGAAACGUGAAUUUCCGUUUGAGGAGGCUCUGUACAUGCUGGAAGUCAUGUGGAGCACUCUACCAGCAGACCCGCCUGAACACGAGCUGCCUUUGAAGGAUCCAAACUACUGCCCUUCGCUGUUGGUGUCUGUUUCGCCAAAUUCUCCAUCAUUCAGUGUGAAAACUCAGUAUUCCCGAUUGCUUGCCAAAAGACGGUUGUCGUCGUCACUGGGAAAAGAUGGUUCAAAUAUGUCGGCAUUAAGGUCACCAAAGUCUCCAAAAUCAACUGAACUUGUUAUGCAAAAUGGUUUGGAUCAUACACUACAGACUGUUGGAGAAAUGGAAGAGAGUUCAAAAGACAAGUCAUGUGAAACACUGCCUCAACCUGCAACAAUAUUAAAUGCCUCCUCUCAAAAAGAGAAUGAAGUCAGUGAUACAGAAAGUGUUCCCAAUAUCACAUCAGAUGCCAUAAACGAGACGUGUUCAUUGACAGAAGAAAAUAGUUCUUCAAAAGAAACUAGUCCUACUUCUGAAGAGAAAACAUCAAAGCAAAGUAGUUCCAAUUGUGACACAAGUAGUUCCAGUGAAACUUCGUGUGAUUUCCACAGCACUGUCGUAUCGGUUAGCUCUUCAGUGGUUAAUUUGUCUGAAGAAAUUAUAAGCACAAGCAAUUCUUCGUUUAUGUCUGCUUCACAUUCCAGGGAGAGAUUUCCAAGUCUUAUCGUGUCAAGUUGCGACAGCAGAAACGCUAUCCUGGACUUUGAAACAGAGAUCAUAUCUUCAUCAGAAGGUAAUACUUUAGUUGAACAUGCAAACGAUUUUGAUUCCAUUAUUGAAACAUGCGAAGCAGUAAACUACAGAGGAGAGCACAGACGGAGAUCUGUAUCUGACAACCAGCUUCUUAAUGGUGAUAUGAAUGAGGAUCAGGCUCAGUUUCAUUUAUCUCUUGAAGAGACUGAAUCAGAGUCCCUGAAAGCUUCUGCAAACAUGCCCCAGAUUAAGGGGUCGUUUUUCAGCGGGAUGCGCCGUUUGUUGUUGUCACCAAAACGACGGCCCGGUAUUGGGCAAUCAGUGCUGGUCACGCAAAAUGGCAACAAAAUGAACGGCAAUAAUGUCAAUAUAAUGACGCGGAGUGACAUGACAGGUUUAAAAUCUGUAAGAAGUAAACAUGAUCAUGACACAGAACAUACCUUGUUUGAGGUGAAUAAGACAAUGAGAGGACAAAGUGCCAAUUCUGACAGUGGUAAUUGUUCAUUGGCAUCGUCCAUUAACUCUCUGCACAUUAACUCCAACAAGGCACCAAGUGCUGUAAAAAGUGGUGGGAAAGUUGGGAUGGCUGCUUUGCAUACAACCAACAUGCCAAUUGAUAUUUUAUCUGAAGAGGAACAGAAAUUCUUCGAUGCUAAGCAUGCAGAAGCCAUGGUAGAAGUGCAAAAACUUGAAAACUUGGAAAGUGAAACUAAAUGUCUGAACGAAAAACAGCCAUCAUUCUGUGAAAAUCAUUUUGCAAUUGCGAACAAUGUCUCACCUGUUAGGACAGACGCAAUUGAUGAUUAUUCUACGCAGGAUGUGAUAAGUGAUUGCAUGGAGGUGAUUGACUCAGAAAGCCAGUCCAUCUCGCGAUUUAAACAACUCCCUUCCCCGGAAGUGUUUGGCUACGGAAACCCAUUCCUAAUGUUCAUCUGUCUCACUCUGCUUGAGCAACACCGGGAUGCGAUCAUUGGUGCGGGAAUGGAAUAUGACGAGUUGGCGAUGUUUUUUGACAAACGCGUACGAAAGCAUGACGUUCACAAGGUGCUCCAUCACACACGCGAUCGUUAUAACGAGUAUCUACAUAUGCAGCAGAAGAUUAGGAUGGAGAAAGAAGACUUGCCGGGAUUUAGUGUGUAGCUUUUAGAGCAUGAGCCGGGUUCAGGGAAAACUGGGCUUUAUGCAUCUGUGUAAAGUGUCAUCACAGAUUAGCCUGUGCAGUCCGCACAUGCUAAUCAGUGAUGACACUUUCUGCUCGUAUAGAAUUUUUCAUAUAAGGAUUCUCUGCUAACCAAAAAUCCAGUUUGGAUGGAAAGUGUUUUCCCUGAUUAGCUUGUGCUUAAAGCCCAGACUUCCCAAAACAAGACUCAUAGUUGAAGGGACGUGUUCAAAGAGUUUUGUUAUUUUUGAAAAAUGCCAUAAUUCUUUUUAGUAUAAAUGAAGAACAAAUACAUAUUUAAGAAUUUGUCCUAGUCUAUAAAUAACACCUUCCUAAAUGUAUUAUUGCCAUAAUAAAACAUGAGUCUAUAACUUCUUUACCAUUGAGGCUUAUGUUUAUGGAAGUAAAUUGUUCAUGCUAUGUUAAGAAAUACAAAUUUGUCCAAAGUAAAAUGAUUAAAUAUAAUUAUUUUACCAAUUUCAAAUAAUGAUUUUUUGUUCAAAUCCAAAUUAUUUCUUUGUAACUAGUUUUUAGCUCGGCUGUUUUAGGAGAAAACCCGAGGUAUUGUCAUAGCCAGCUCGUAGUGUUGUGUCCGUCGUCGUGUCCACCGUCCGCGUCAUGCUAAAACCUUAACAUUUUGUUAAGGUUUUGAACUUUGGCUCUAAAAUCGAAGUGCUUCAAUCUACAACUUUGAAACUUCAUAUGUAGCUGCACCUUGAUUAGUUCUACAUGCCACACCCAUUUUUUGGGUCACUAGGUCAAAGGUCAAGGUCACUGUGACCUCUUAAAAAAAAAAAAAAUCUGACAAGCUUUCAUCUAUUCAAAACUGCACCUGCAGCCGAGCGUGGCACCCGUUAUGCGGUGCUCUUGUUUUUGCUUGCUUUUAUCAAAUUUUAUUUUAUAUUGGCUAUCAACAAUACAAAUUUUGAAAAGUAUUUUAAAGUGUCAAUCGUUGAACAAUUUUCUUUGAUUAAUUGAAGAAUGGGUGAUAAGUUUGUGUUUUUUCAAGUCUUUUUUUAGCUCAUCUAUUUAAAAAAAAAAAAAUUAUGAGCUAUUGUCAUCACCUUGGCGUCGGCGUUGGCGUCCGGUUAAGUUUUGCAUUCAAACUUGGUACACUUACUUACUAUCAUGAGGGGACUGGGCAGGCAAAGUUAGAUAACUCUGGCGUGCAUUUUGACAGAAUUAUGUGCCCUUUUUAUACUUAGAAAAUUGAAAAUUUUGGUUAAGUUUUGUGUUUAGGUCCAUUUUAUUCCUUAAGUAUCAAAGCUAUUGCUUUCAUACUUGCAACACUUACUAACUAUCAUAAGGGGACUGUGCAGGCAAAGUUAUGUAAAUCUGACUGGCAUUUUGACAGAAUUAUGUGCCCUUUUUAUACUUAGAAAAUUGAAAAUUUGGUUAAGUUUUGUGUUUAGGUCCACUUUAUUCCUACAGUAUCAAAGCUAUUGCUUUCAUACUUGCAACACUUAUCAACUAUCAUAAGGGGACUGUGCAGGCAAAGUUAUGUAACUCUGACUGGCAUUUGGACGGAAUAAUGGGUCCUUUAUACUUAGAAAAUUGAAAAUUUGGUUAAGUUUUGUGUUUUGGUCCACUUUACCCCUAAAGUAUCAUAGAUAUUGCUUUCAUACUUUGAACACUCGCAAACUAUCAUAAGGGGACAGUAAAAGGACAAGUUGCAUAACUCUGGUUGUCAUUUUUACGGAAUUAUGGCCCUUUUUUGACUUAGUAACUUUGAAUAUAUGGUUAAAUUUUGUGUUUCGAUCCACUUUACUUCUAAAGUAUCAAGGCUUUUGCUUUCAAACUUCCAAUACUUUCAUGCUAUCAUGAGGUUACUGUACCUGGCAAGUUGAAUUUUACCUUGACCUUUGAAUGACCUUGACUCUCAAGGUAAAGUUAUUAAAUUUUGCUAAAAUUGCCAUAACUUCUUUAUUUAUGAUUAGAUUUGAUUGAUACUUUGACAAAACUACUCUUACCUGACAUACCACAAUAGACUCCACCCAAACCAUCCCCCGUGCCCUUUAAGAUCAUCUCACAAAUGACCACCACACCCUCACACUAUUAUACCCCCCCCCCACCCCACCCCCCAAAUUGUUUUUUUUUGGAACGGUUAAAAAACACAGAUAUUUAUUUUUAUUAUUUUAUUUUUGAAAUUCCGUCCAACCAUCGCACCCAAGAAUCCCCUCCCCCCCACCCCACCCCCCCUCCAAUUUUAUUUUUUUAUUUUUUAUUUUUUUUUAAGAUCAUCUCACAAAUGACCACCACACCCUCACACUAUUAUACCCCCCCCACCCCCCAAAUAAUUUUUUUAAAACGGUUAAAAAACACAAAUAUUUAUUUUUAUUAUUUUAUUUUUGAAAUACCGUCCAACCAUUGCACCCAAGAAUCCCCCCCCCCCCUCCCCCCUGAAAUUUUUUUUGCAUUUUUUCUUACGCAUUUUUUGGAAGAUAAUGUAAUAAAUGUCCACACCCCCACACUAUACACCCCUCGUCACUCCACCUCUCCCUCCUUUGUGAUUUAAAUUGAGAGUCCCUUAAUAGAUGAGCGGUCUGCACCCGCAAGGCGGUGCUCUUGUUUUUCUUAAAAUCAUUAUAUAUUACUGAAUUCCUGAUGAAAUAGCUCCAUACUUUGUAAGAGAUUCUAUGUGCUGGGAUAUUAAAUUUCUUAUACAUCAUAUUUUGUAUUGUAUUACCAUAAUACCAAACAGUCUUGAUAUUGUAAGUUUUUUCUCCAUACACUACACAUAAUUUUACUUCUACCUUCAAUCAGUUGAUUGUGCAUUUAAGAAAUUAUUUGUUCUGACUAAAUAAAAAAAUAAAUAAAAAAAAGUGUGCUAGAUUCCAGAUUAAAAGAACGGUGUCAUUUUUGCAUUUACUUUCAUUUACAUUCCAGUUGUUAAUUAUGGACCUUAAAUUUACAUUUAAUACUUAAUUAAUUGUCAUCACUCUGAUAUGGCUUUGUUGUAAUUAAUUGUUCAUAUAAUAUGUGUCUUAUAUGUACAUGAUUGAAGUUAUUCCAGUAUAAUGUUGACAAUUAAGAAAUAGACCGCCUCUCUGACGGUUUUAUAACAUCUCCAUUGUAUAUGGAUGGAAGUUAACGCAAUCACACUAAAUAGUUAAUUUCACUACAGAUUUUAUGGUUAAACAAAAUACACGUAUGUGUUCAAAUGAUUAUUAAGAUGAUUUCUUUUUUAUUCAAAAUGUAGACUAUAACCAACAUGUUGAUAGAUGUCAAUUGUCAAUAAUAAACCUGCUUAACUUAUUGCAACUACAAUUUUGCUUCUACUGCUUGGCAUGUUAUGUUCUUCAAAGUAUGAUGUAAUGUGGGUUGAACACCUUGUAAAUAUAUAAUAUAUAGAAUACAUGUAUUAGAGAAUCGAAGGAAUUGCCUGUGGAUCUAUACUUUUUAUGUCCCCCACUAUAGUAGUGGGGGACAUAUUGUUUUUGCCCUGUCUGUUGGUCUGUCUGUCUGUUGGUCUGUCUGUGCCAACUUUAACAUUUUGCAAUAACUUUUGCUAUAUUGAAGAUAGCAACUUCUAUUUGGCAUGCAUGUGUAUCUCAUGAAGCUGCACAUUUUGAGUGGUGCAAGGUCAAGGUCAUCCUUCAAGGUCAGAGGUCAAAUAUAUAUGGCCAAAAUCGCUCAUUUUAUGAAUACUUUUGCAAUAUUGAAGAUAGCAACUUGAUAUUUGGCAUGCAUGUGUAUCUCAUGGAGCUGCACAUUUUGAGUGGUGAAAGGUCAAGGUCAUCCUUUAAGUUCAGAGGUCAAAUAUAUGUGGCCCAAAUCGCUUAUUUUAUAAAUACUUUUGCAAUAUUGAAGAUAGCAACUUGAUAUUUGGCAUGCAUGUGCAUCUCAUGGAGCUGCACAUUUUGAGUGGUGAAAGGUCAAGGUCAAGGUCAUCCUUCAAGGUCAGAGGUCAAAUAUAUGUGGCCCAAAUCGCUUAUUUUAUGAAUACUUUUGCACUAUUGAAUAUAGCAACUUGAUAUUUGGCAUGCAUGUGUAUCUCAUGGAGCUGCACAUUUUGAGUGGUGAAAGGUCAAGGUCAAGGUCAUCCUUCACAAGGUCAGGGUCAUCCUUCAAAGUCAAGCGUCAUAUAGGGGGACAUUGUGUUUCACAAACGCAUCUUGUUAAAAAAUGUUUUUGCUAGUGUCAUAUUCAUGUUGCAAAUUGUGCAUAGUGCGUAUUACUUAUACUCGUGUUUUGUGACAAACAUCAGCCACUGUAGUGGCAUAAUGCACAACAUAUAUCCCGUCAAAACAUGGUCAAUAUGUUAAUAUCCAAUCAAAACAUAGUUUAUAUGUUAAUAUCCUGUCAAAACAUGGUCUAUAUGUUAAUAUCCCAUCAAGACAGUGAUAUUUUUACAAAGUUUCUACUCUGAGUCAUGGGACUCAAUAACUUGCAAAUCUAUGAAUCCCAAAAUUGGAAGAAUGAGUCCAAAUAUUAAACUACAUUAUUUUUUGAGAAUUUUCAAGGCAUGUUUGGGACUCACAUAAUUCAGAACUUUGCAUCCCCAGAGGUUCUAAUGGGUUCAUGAAGCAGGACUCGCAGGUAAAAAAAAUACUGUCAAAACAUUGUCUUUAUGUUAAUAUCCCAUCAAGACAUGGUCUAUAUGUAAAUAUCCCAUCAAAACAUUGUCUAUAUUAUCUCAUCAAAACAUUGCCUAUAUGUGAAUGUUCCAUCAUUAAAUGUGCAUAGUUUAAAUAAACCUUCAUGUUAAUAAAUCUUUGCUUUAUUUGAGCAUUGCUGAAGUUUUCAUGAGCUGUAAAAUUAAGUCAUUUUGUUUAUUUUCUUGACCUCUUUUAUGUUUGUCUUUUUCUUGUAAUAAACAUAAUAAACAAUGUUUUUAUCUAAAGCAAUGUUUAGGUGUAAGAUAACUACAUUUAUUACAUCCUUGCAAACGUUAUAUACAUAAACAGUUAAGGUAUAUCCCCCUUGAAUUAUUAGAGUCAUUUUCAGUCAAUUAGUUAGUUAUUUAAUUGGUCAGUUUAUGUUCCAUAAAAAGUUUAUGGAAUGUGUUUAUUACAUAUUUUAGAAAUGAUUAAUUGAGCCGCGUUGUGAGAAAACUGGGCAUAAUGCAUGUGCGUAAAGUGUCAUCCCAGAUUAGCCUGUGCAGUCCGCACAGGCUAAUCAGGGACGACACUUUCCGCCUAAACUUGAUUUUCGGCAAGGAGGGACUUCCUUGAAACUAAAAAUACCAUAAAAGCGAAAAGUGUUGUCCCUGAUCAAAAUCCAUUACCAAACUUCAAUACAGUGAUAAAAAAGAAGAAACUUGAAAUUUGAUUUUGAAAUUAAACGUUUUAAUGUACCCUGUCUAUCACCACUUAAUCUUUUCUUCUUUUUUUUUUAUUCAAUAUAAGACAUACAAUGUAUACAUGUAUAUGAUCGUAUAAACAAAGUGAUGCUAUGUAGCAGCAAUAAUGUUCAGACAUGUUAUACAAGAUAUGCUGAUAUAUAUUUUUUGACUUUUGUGAUUUCCUUUUGAUUAAAGAAAAACGUUUUUAAAAGAAAAGAAGAAAAGAAAAAAAAACAACAGAAUAGUUAUGAAUAAGGAUGAGUUGCAUAAAGAUGGUAGAGGGUAUACUGGACUUGUUUAUGAAAGCUUAAUGUGUUUCCACUUUUGUUUAAAUAUAUGAAGUGUAUCAUUGUUUAGGGCUAUUUCUUUUUCAAUUUGGAUCUUCAGUUUUAAAUAUUUAUUAAAACAGUUCAUUGUGGGUAUUUGUUUUCUGUAUUUCAUUUUUUUUUAUUCAAUAUAAAACAUACAAUGUAAAUAUGUGCAUAAGCAAGAACAAAAGUGGUAUAAUACAACAGUAAUAAUGUCAAACAUAUAUUAUACAUGAUAUGCUAGGAUAUACUUUUUUUUUUUGCUUUGGUUGCAUGUGGUGUAUGCUGUUAUUUUUUAAUGUAAUAAUCAAUCCUAUAGAUGAUUUGCGUAGAGUUAGGUAGAAGAAUCUUUGUCAAACAUUUGAAUAGAUGGCAUAUGUCAACAUUUGUUGUUCGGUGCAUCAUGGUUUACAUAGAAAUCUAUUUACUGGGGACUAAUUUUUAUUUUCCCUAGCCUAUACUGGGGGACAUAUUGUUUUUGCACUGUCUGUUGGUUUGUUGGUUUGCGUCAAACUUUAACAUUUGCCAUAACUUUUGCAAUAUUGAAGAUAGCAACUUCAUAUUUGGCAUGCAUGUAUAUCUCAUGGAGCUGCACAUUUUGAGUGGUGAAAGGUCAAGGUCAUCCUUCAAGGUCAAAUGUAAAAUAUAUGGGCCAAAAUCACUCAUUUAAUAUACACUAUAACUUCGUAACAACUUCUCAUAUGCAUAUGUAAUUCAUAUAGCUAAUCAUUUUGAAUAGUGAAUUGGAUGGUGAAAGGUCAAGGUCAUCCUUCAAGGUCAAAAGUCAAAUAUAUGGGGGGACAUAGUGUUUCACAAACACAUCUUGUUUAUAUUAUAUUUGCUUGAAUCCAUGUAGUAACUGGACAUAUGAAGCUAAAAUUAGGCACAUCUUUAUUAGAAGUAUGCUGCCUUAUGACAGUGCUGUAAUUAUUGAACUGUAUUUCAUAGACUUUUUUUAUUACUAUUGUAUCUUUAGAUUGAUAAUUUACAAAAGUUAUCACCUUGCCCUUGAACACAGCAUUAUAGCUCCAAAGGUCAUGAAACGAUGAAAUGCAGGAAAUGGUAUUCAGUUCUUUAAUAUUAUAUGACUUUAUUGAAAACUGUCUUUUGGAAACCACUGUUCGGAUUUUGAAAUAAUUUUAUAUAAAUAUUUUGUAUUCUUGACCAAAAAAUGUAGAAGUAUUUUGAUUUACAUGAUUUUUGUUAAGUUUGUGUGAUUUUAUUUUAUUUUGAUCUCUAGACAUAUGCAGUGUGAUAAAAUAUAUAUGUCAUAAAAGUACAUAUUAUAUAGUUUGAUGAUUUAGAUCUUUUGAUUGUUAGAUACAGAGAGUUUAGUUUUGUUUACCUAUUCAUUAAUGAUGAAUUUGGGCAGUUUAAUAGAAGAUCAUAUACAUUUGUAUUUGGAGAACACUUAUACAGAUCGAAAAAAUAUGAAAGAUGUGUUCAAACUAUGUAAAUAUUUUGCAUGCUGAUAUAUAAUUGUCAUAUGAUGACUAAAUUUUGCGUGUGUUAAAAAAAAUUAACCUGACUUUGGUCAAGCAUGAAUAUAUUACAAUACAUUUACAUUCAAUAUAGUUGUGAAAUAAUGUAAGCCCUUUGUUUAUGCAAGUAAGAGUUGGAAAAAGUAUUUAAAUUUUGAAAACAGUGAUAUUAUUGUUACAUGAUGGGUGGUUACAUUCGUGUCCGUUAAUUUGCUGUAAUUGUCUUCUUGAAUAUAGUUGCAUAUGAAUUCUAUAAUUCCAUGUUGACUUUGAACCAUUGAUAUUAUUUAAUUAUUUCACGUCUUUCACUUUUUUGUUGUGUAUCCUGGACUUGUUACUUUUGCCAUGUUUUCUGUUGUUGACUUCAACAUUGUGCACUUUGUUUGACAAUAAAAAAAUUACUAUGCUCAAAGUAAGUCCCAUGUAAAAAUAUUCAUAAUUUAUUUCAUGUAUCAAUUGAUUUUGCUAUAACUGCUCUUAUAUCAAUAAAUGUUAGAUAUUGGUUCGUUAUUUGAUCAUAUUGUCAAUGGCUUUUUGAUGUACCAAAUUCAUUUUCAAUAUUCCAAAGUUCAGUGUAUAAGUAAAGAUUUUUGAAGUUAUAAUAACCAUUUUACUGAUUUGGUUGUGUUCAAGAUUUGCUAUUUUAUUUAAGUUUUAUCAAUAAUGCUUUAAAUGCUUUUAUUUAAAUAAUAUACUUUUCCGAAUUUUCUUUUUUUCAAAAUGACACUAUAAUGUCAAUUUCACGGGUUUAAGUGAUACAUGUGUAUUAUGCGAUAUUCUUGCAAUGUUGAACAAAAGUUCUUGUUUGUGCAUGUGAAACUGUCUAGGUUUAAAGUAAUACUCUUAGCAUAGUUUUGUUUUAGUAUAACAAAAUGAAGUUGAGUGUUUUAUCAUUUUCAUGUAAUAUUGUUGAUAUUUGUCACUAUUCCAAAUUGUCCUCACAUGGGGUCGUUGAGGAAGUCUAUGACAUUUAUUUCAGCAAUUUUUUAUACUGUUAAUUUUGAUGAAAUGGGAAGCUUUGUAUUACAUGCAUAAAUGGAUGAAAGUGAAUUAUAUCUGUUCACUGGUAUUAAGGGUUGCAAUUAAAGCCAUUAGGAUUGUAUUUAUGAUACCCGGUAGUUACAAUUAGAUAGAUUUCAUGGGGCUGUAAGAAAGAAAAACAAAGUGGUAUAUUAUACUAUUUUAUCAUUUUGGGAUCAACUGCAUUUUCCUAGCGUCUAUUUUGUUUCAAGAUUAUAGUAUAUUGCUAUGUUAGCAUAUAAAUGUACAUGUAGUUAAAGUGACUUUAUUUGUGUUGGGGUCUGUCCUGCAUUAUUGGUCAUAUGAUGUGCAAUAAACAUGUGGCAUUUC